GGUUCCAACCACGACCAAACCACAUACACGCCACUCUCACUCUCAGGCCGCCAUGUCCGUCAUGCUGGAAAGCCGAAUGCAAACACUAUCGAUACACGACAGGCCGUCAAAGCUGACGCACGAGACGCCGUCUACGAAGGAAGCUCAGCGCCCCCAGUUCCACAAGCGCUUGCAUCCCUCUCACGCUGACAUUCCAUUUGUACCGGAAGAGCGCGAUCGGACUCCUCACCGCUUCUGGCACUUCGGAUGGCCCGUCUCGGACAACUUCGCCAACGACAUCCUCGACACGUAUAUCCCUGGAUUCCUGGAAUACGACCCUCCUCCAUCCGUCAAAUACGCGCGUUUCAUGGCUCUCGUCAAGGGUAUCUCCAAGUGUGACGCAAUUCGGAUCGUGCUGGUAGCACCCGACGCAUACACGCCCUUGAGAGAGUACCAGAGCCCCUUUGCGGAAGGCGAAGAGAAGGCCGUGACUUUUUGCAUGGUGGUCUCCGACGCACGCAAACGCUUCUUCACGGAGAGGCCAACCAAGGAGCAGAUGGCGAAACUCGUCUCUUUCUUCGGUGCAGAGCCAAGUUGGAAGAUGGACGCGAGGGAGAAGAGCCUGUGGCGCAGAUAUGGGCAUAAUGACUGAUUCGCUACUCAAUAUACUAUUUAUCCUUCUCUCAGCGCUCAACGCCUUAUGAUGCCUAGUAGGGAUAGACGUUACCAGGUAAUAAUGGAUUACGAUAUGGAUGGAUGGUUUAUCGGAACACCGGGAUCCUCUUCAGCUCUGACUAUAUAACGAAUCACGAAAGAUACAGGGGAUGUGUGGCGCGGCGCCUCG
Messenger RNA from Schizophyllum commune H4-8, 823 nucleotides. RefSeq lists its product as uncharacterized. The record is from RefSeq and is a predicted model, not a curated record. The coding region runs from base 53 to 631 and encodes 192 amino acids. NCBI's taxonomy places the organism in Eukaryota, Fungi, Basidiomycota, Agaricomycetes, Agaricales, Schizophyllaceae. The transcript has 2 exons.